AUUAGUGACCAACCUUGAUAAGAGCUCGUGACGGAUACCUCGAUACUUAGGACUUUUGAAAGAUUCUUUGUUGACCCCGAACGUUAACGUGCCUUCCCCCCUCACAAACACUCCAGAACCCAUAGGUCCGGCGUGAUACCUUACUCUGAUCUUUGGAAAAUAAAUAUUUUUUAACUUAAAAACAGAUCUCUUAUCGAAAUGAGUGUGCUGAUACAAUGUCAGAAAUUGAUAUUGGAUUUGCAGAUUUUGUUUUUGACACAGACUACCAUUUGUAUUUUCGUUUCUACUACCGCAAUUUUGUAACAAUCUUCUUUCCAUUCUUUGCACUUUUAUUUCUCAAUUUUAAAAUUAUUCACGUUCUGGCAAGAUAUGAAAAAGAAAAUUAUCAGUUCCAACUGCUCAAUUCAUCUACGGCUACCGCUAAACAAAUUAAGAGAAAGAAAAUAACUAGAGCAGCAACAAUUACAACAAUUUUGGUUGUUUGUACAUACCUUGUUUCGAACAUUAUUAGCGUCGCACUUACUACAUGGGAACAUAUUGAUAAGGAUUCCCUUAUGUCUGAUUAUCUACAAUUUUACUUAAUCUCAAUUGAUCUCACUUCUUUCCUUGUUUUGUGUGCCUGUGCUUUUCGUCCAAACAUUUAUUUGAUUUGCCAGCCGGCACUCCGAAAAGAAGUUUUUCUAACUUUAAAACGUGCCUUUCGAAUGAAUGAUGAUUUUGGUGGACUUGACCCGAGAACUGAAUUAAUUAAUGUUUUUGAACCAAUGUAUAAUUCUUUUGUCUGCUCCAAAUCAGAUAAUAGCAAUAUAUUCUGUGGACAAUUAUUUUCGCUGGAAUCUUCACUUCCAUUACACACUACCGCCCAUGACGAAAAGAGGGCCUCAUAUGCAGAAUCCAUCAAAAAGCGGCUUUCAAUCCCCUCACUAAAGAGUGCUUCUCCCUUUCACUUGGCCAAACGUUUUUCUAUACAGCAAAUGAGGAGGGAUUCAAUAAAUCCUCCAAAUGGGCAUUCCCCGCCAAACGGCCAAUGUGCUGCUGGACAGAUUAAAGAAGAAGAUGAUGAGGAUAAUAUUGAAGAAACACAGCAACAACAGCCAGCAUUACCCCCUUAUUAUAGAAGAUCCUCUAUUGGACAAAAUAUUGUUGGUGGAAGUUACCCAUCUCCUCUUAGCCAUUUGGAGCGUUUGAGUGAAGAGAGGGAAGAUUCUAGUUCGCAGCCAAGUACUCCAGCAACAAUAGGCGCUUUAAGUCGUAAAUCUACACGUAUAGAAAUGUGUCUUGGUAAAGGAGAACUUGUAAGAAGUAUUUUGUUUAGCGGACAUGAAACUUUGUUGUGAUUAAUUUUUAAAAAUAAUUUUAAAUUUUUUUUUGUAAUUUUAUAAACACAUUUUUUAAAUAAAUUUUAUAAUGUUUGAUUUUCAUUGCGUAGGAUAUAAUUUAAAAUCCUGCUUAAAAAGGAUCACCGAAUCAUCGAAGCAGGAUGUGAUGCGCGUGAGCAGCCAAAGCAGCCUCUAUCUAUUCCAUUGGUGUCCAUAGUACAAAAAAGCGGGUUAUGGGACUUUUAUAAACACAUAGACUGGCAGCAAGUU
Molecule: messenger RNA, 1589 nt
Organism: Meloidogyne enterolobii
Lineage: Eukaryota; Metazoa; Nematoda; Chromadorea; Rhabditida; Meloidogynidae
Source: the annotation of a GenBank genome assembly